Molecule: messenger RNA, 1431 nt
Organism: Miscanthus lutarioriparius
Lineage: Eukaryota; Viridiplantae; Streptophyta; Magnoliopsida; Poales; Poaceae
Source: the annotation of a GenBank genome assembly
AUGUCACACACGUCGGAAGAAGAAUCCCUCAACAACUUCCAGCAGCAGGCAAAGCUAGAAGCUUGCCCUGCUGGGUCAAGCAAAGCUGACACAGAAAUGCCUGUAGUGAAAAAGAGACGAGGCCAUCCAGGAAUUCUAGAUGCUGAUGUGGAAGUAGUGGCUUUGUCACCCAAGACACUCCUGGCAACAAACAGAUACAUAUGUGAGGUCUGUCACAAGGGCUUCCAGAGAGACCAGAACCUCCAGCUCCAUAGGAGGGGCCAUAACCUACCAUGGAAGCUGAAGCAGAGAAGCAGCACUGAAGCUAAGAAGAAGGUGUAUGUCUGCCCUGAGGUCACCUGCCCUCAUCAUGAUGGAAGCCGAGCAUUGGGCGAUCUCACAGGCAUAAAGAAGCACUACUCCAGGAAACAUGGGGAGAAGAAGUGGAAGUGUGACAGGUGUUCAAAGAAGUAUGCUGUCCAGUCGGACUGGAAGGCCCACACAAAGAUAUGUGGCACAAAGGAGUAUCGAUGCGACUGUGGAACACUAUUUUCAAGAAAGGAUAGCUUCAUCACACAUCGAGCCUUCUGUGAUGCACUUGCUGAAGACAACUCCAAGGUUAACCAUAGCCUUGCAACAAUGGUGGGAAAUCUGCAUGGUCACCAGCAUGAUAUCUUUUCACAUGGAGUAACUGCCUUCCCCACUUCACCAACUGAUGUGAUGGCAAACUUGUCUAAUGCUCUGAUUACAAGAAACACAACAGUGUUCUCCAACCAGAUAUCACCCAAGGAUUCAGGCUUUCCACUUGAUGGAAGUGCGUCGAGUUACCCUUAUAUGUCCAUGAAUUCUCCAUACAUGUCUGCUACUGCACUGCUUCAGAAAGCUGCAGUGAUGGGUGCGAAGACCAGCCAGGAUCCUAUAUCACCAUUGCUCCUAAAAAGUUUCCCAAAUAACGUGACGACUCCUAGUCCUAGAGAUCACAUGGACAUAUCUUCUGGAAGCCAGGGAGACUCCCUCGGGAAUUCAGCAGCUAACAGUAUUGGCAUCAAGGCAGCUGAAGAUGAGGGCUCUUACAUGAGUGGUCGCGGUAACAUUCUGAUGAACACACCAUGGGUGAAUAGUUACAGGCCUACCACAGUGCCUUUAAUUGGACUAAUGAAUAAUCCAUUUGACAUGAGAGAAGAAAAGGAGAGCUCCGGCAUAUUUUCUGGAAGCCAAACGCAACACAACAGGCAGGAAAAUAUUUCAGGGGUAGGAGAUGCUGGACUAACCCAGGACUUUCUAGGACUAGGAGGCAGUGGGAAUUUGGAAAUGAGUUCUGAGACUUACAAUGCAGAUGUGACAGCAUUGAGCUAUUCUGAUGAGCAGCAGAAGUCGCAGGAACAUAUCUACUCUUACCAUCAGUCAUCUCUUGACUCCAUUGCACUGGAGAAACCCAUUUGGGAAUCAUGA